AUGGGCACCGACCAUCUCGACCAAGUGGAAAGCCAGAAAGAUGGCUUCAUGGAAGAGACUGCGCGCGUCGUCGACCAUCCCGCCGAGCGUGCUCUGUGCUUCAAGUUUGAUAUCCGGAUCCUGCCCAUCCUGGCCCUGAUGUACCUCUUCAAUGCACUCGACAAAGGAAACUUGGGCAACGCCCAGACCAAAGGCCUCAGCACCGAUCUUCACUUCAAGCCCAACCAGUACAACCUCGUCGUCUCCAUCUUCUUCGUCCCCUACGUCAUCUUCGCUCCCCCCUUCGCCAUGCUCGCCAAGAAAUUCGGAGCUUCUCGCGCCCUGCCUCUCAUGAUGCUCACCUUUGGCUCCAUGACGCUUUGCACGGCCGCCACGCAAAACUUUGGCGGCAUCUUCGCCGUCCGCUGGUUCCUGGGAAUGGCCGAGUCCGCCUUCUUCCCCACCGUCAUCUACUACCUGACCACCUUUUACCGCCGUGGCGAGCUCGCCCGUCGCCUGGCCAUCUUCUACGCCGCGUCCAACAUUGCCAACGCCUUCUCUGGCCUGCUCGCGUUUGGCGUUUUCCACAUCAAGGACAGCAAGAUCUUUGUCUGGCGCUACCUCUUCAUCAUCGAGGGCGGCGUCACUUUCCUCUUUGCCAUCUUUGCCUACUUCUAUCUGCCCCGCAGCGCCUCCGAGGCCAAGUUCCUCACCGAAGAGCAGCGCUCCCUGGCCUUUCACCGUAUCCAGGUCGAUUCCUCCUCCGAGGUCUCGGAGAAGUUCGACUUCAAGGACGCCAUCAAGAUCUUCACCAAGCCCUGGGCUUAUGGCUUCCUGCUCAUCGAAAUCUGCCUCGGCGUGCCCAUCCAGUCCGUCUCACUCUUCUUGCCCCAGAUCAUUGCGCGACUCCAGUUUUCCACCGUCAAGACGAACUUGUAUACCGUUGCCCCCAACGUCACCGGCGCCGUCAUGCUUCUCGUCUUGGCCUUUGCCUCGGAUUUCACGCGCCUGCGUUUCCCCUUUAUCGUGCUCGGCUUCUUGCUGUCCUUUAUCGGCUUCAUCAUCUAUGCAUCCAUCGACGACGUCACCAAGCAGCUGCACGUUGCCUACUUUGCCACGUUCAUGAUGUGCUGGGGCACUUCAGCUCCCUCCGUCCUCCUCUCUACUUGGUAUAACAACAACAUUGCUCACGAAGGCCGUCGUAUCACUCUUACUUCUGUCGGUGUGCCUCUCGCCAACGUCAUGGGUCUUGUUUCCAGCAACAUUUUCCGAACCCAAGACGCCCCUCGAUAUGAGCCUGCGCUCAUCACUACGGCUUGCUUUGGUGCUGCUGGCGCGCUCAUUGCUCUCUGCAUGGGCCUGUUUAUGAUUUGGGACAACAAGAGACGUGAUCGCCAGCAGGGUGUUAAGAUUGAUCCUCGUGAUAUUCCCACUUCACGACUGAGGGAUGGUCCCAGCGCCCCUGAGUUCAGAUGGUUUUUGUAA
Messenger RNA from Trichoderma atroviride IMI 206040, 1464 nucleotides. RefSeq lists its product as uncharacterized. Gene Ontology annotation, cellular component: membrane. Gene Ontology annotation, molecular function: transmembrane transporter activity. The record is from RefSeq and is a predicted model, not a curated record. Lineage: Eukaryota; Fungi; Ascomycota; Sordariomycetes; Hypocreales; Hypocreaceae.